Molecule: messenger RNA, 11860 nt
Organism: Oreochromis aureus
Lineage: Eukaryota; Metazoa; Chordata; Actinopteri; Cichliformes; Cichlidae
Exons: 17
Coding region: 309-10424 (3371 amino acids)
Biological process (GO): DNA-templated transcription
Cellular component (GO): nucleus
Source: RefSeq, a predicted model, not a curated record
GUGUCUGUGUACGGGCGUUCAGCAUUUAAUUCUGUAGUCGGUAUCGCUAAUGAGACGUAGCGCUGCCGCGUAGAGUAUUUAUUAACAGGUGAUUUAGAAGCUCAAGUUUAGCUUUAGCUACGCUAGCUGCAGAGAACAAUGUCGUCGCCACCACACAGAAGACGCCUCUCUUUUACCUUUAUGGAAUAACUUGUUCACAGCAAGAAACAUUGGGAUGACUCUUUACACACCCUAAACACAUUUGGUGUUUGCAGCUGUGCAUACACUUUGCACAGGUUUGAACAGCGUGGCUUCCUUUAAAUGUCAGCAUGGACAUGAUGGACAACACCAAUGUCGCUGAUGAUAAUAAUAAUUCAGACGAACGGCAGAUGCCCUCAGAAGAGGCCGAGUCAAGUGUUAGGCCGACCUUGUCACAGGUUAGAAAGUCUUGGGGGUUUCGACGAACAACCAUUGCAAGAAGGGAAUUCAUGGAGGAGGUUGGAGACCUAACCUACAGUCCUCCAAUUGUUCGACGAGGCAGAAAUCGUCGAACUAACCAAACAGCAGCCCAGACCGCUACAGAGACCCCCACCACCCAGAAGGCUACUCGUACAGCAAGGAGUGUUAUUGAUGAACUUCAGUGGUCUGCCCCAUCCUCACCUGUCUCUGAGAAUAGCAAAACUGGUUCAGAAACUUCUGCAGGAGGCAGCCUUGAUCCCAGCUUAUGGCAGGAUUUUGGGUCUGCUUUCCACACUGCCUUCACACUGCUUGGGGGCAGUGAGGGCCUGUCACUAACAAUGUCAGAUGAACUGGCAGUUCCUGACAUUUUAGAAGCCACUGAAGCCAUUGAGUCCCCUAAUCCACAGGUUAUAGAUGAAACUGAGAUGGCUGAUAACAUGGAUGACAUGGAGAUUGUGCAGCCAGUUGCUUCUGACAAUGCAGAGGGAGAAGAGAUCCAUGAUGUGGUUUUAAUCUCAAGUCACGAAGAGGAUAGUGAUGAAAUGACUUUGCUACAGAUUAAGGAACAGCUGGCUUCUAAUAGCAGACAGGAAGACACGAAAGCUAGAGGAGGGAAAGGAGGAAAGGGAAAGGCCAGAGGAAAGGGGAGAGGUAGAGGAAGAGGUAGGGGCAAAGGUAGAGGGAGGGGUAGAGGAAAGGGGAGGGCUGUGGAGUUUCAGUCAACCAUUGCAGAUGAUAAGGACAGUGAUGAUGAUGUGGUGCUGGUUAGUUUAGCUGAGCAACAGCAUUUACAAGAAGUGGAAAAAGAAACUGAUCCACAAAGUCCUCCUGAAAAAGAGGGUUCGGCUGCUCUCUUUGAUACAGCUCUAAGUCCUGCUCAGCAAUCAAACUCAGACUGCAUGAUCAUAGACAGUGACUUUGAUCAGAUUCCUGAGCUAACUCCCGGUCAGUUUGAUGAAGUGCCGGAGGAGGAGGAGAAGAAAGAUGCUAAAAAUACAGAAGAGUUUUCAAGCAUAUCACACAAUGAAGGAUAUGACUCAAAUGCUCUGUUCUGCAUCUGCAGACAGAAACAAGAUAAGAGGUUUAUGAUCUGCUGUGACAGCUGCCAGGAGUGGUUCCACGGUGAAUGCGUCGGUGUCAGUGAGACGCAAGGCCGUCAGAGUAUGCAAGAGUACGUCUGCCCGCCUUGCACUAUAAAGAAACAGAGCCAGUCUGAGUCUCACCCUCAGCCAGACCCUGAGCUUAGCUUUCCUGAAUGCUUGACACAAAGUCCUACUGUUGAAGAAGGGCAAGAGGACCAGCAAACAGUUAAGCAGACUGUAGUGGUAGAGGAAGAAACAGAGGAGGAGGAGCAAGAGCAGGGUAUUGAAGCAAGGCCAGACCCUGAUGCUCAACCUGAAGCUGAACCUGAGCCUGAGAUGGAGAUGGAUAGCUCUCUUCCCGUGUGCAUUGGACCUGGUUGCUCUAAACAAGCACUGCCAGAUUCUGUUUACUGUGGCAAUGACUGCAUCCUUCAGCAUGCUGCUGUCACUAUGAAGACACUCUCUGGCCCUAAGGUGCCCAAAUCCAAAGGACGGGCACAGAGAAAAGCUUCCAUGUCCAGACCUGCUGCAAAGGCUCAAAGGUCAAGUCGGACAUCAAAGAGGCUAGCAGAAAAAGCUGAGCUGCGAGGUGAGGAGGAGAAAAAGGAGGAUGAUAGUGAGCAGGAGGCGGCUGCAUCUCCUGUCAUCUGUGACCCCAGACUCACAGAAGCUCAGGCUACCUCCACACCAGCAUCAAACUUACACACAGCGUCUAAUAAGGACAGUGAACAGGUAGAGGCUGAGAAGGAAGCUGUAUCUCCUUCAGCACAAUCUACAGAAGACCCUUCACCAGACACAAGUCUCCUUUCUAAACCUACCACUGAAGCAGCCCAGCCACAAAGCCACUGUGAAGAAGGAGAAAAGGAAACUGUAAACAGUGACUUGCCUAAGCAUCAAUCUUCAGAAUCAGAUCCCCUAAUAACACCUGCCCCAGAAAAAUCUAGCCUGACUCCAGCCACAUCGUCCCCAACCACCUCAGCGCGCAGACAUCAUGAGACUGGGGCUCUCAUGAUAACGAAGACCACAUAUGUUAUACCAAAGAAGCAGUCUGGAUCUCAGUCUCCAUCAAGCCAUACGUUAGUCUCAGCAUCAUCCCAGAAGCCGUCUUCAGCACCCACACCCCUGAACGAAACCCGAAAUCUGCCAGUGCCACCCGCACCCAGUGCACCCUCCUCCAGGCCCUCUCAACCCAAUAACCAGGUCAGACAGAGUAUCCAGCGCUCUCUCACCAGCAUCCUGUUCAAAAGGGUGUGUGAAUGUGAGGAUUUGGAGAUGUCUGAGAGCGAAGCUGCAAAGCUUGUUGCAAGCAUUGAGAUGGAGAUGUUUGACAUAUUUCGCAACACAGACAGCAAAUACAUGAACAAGUACAGAACUAUAAUGUUCAACCUAAAAGACCCAAGAAACAAGGGCUUGUUAUACCGUGUGGUACAUGGCGAUAUCAAUCCUUUCAGACUAGUUAGGAUGAGCCAGAAGGAUAUGCAGGCUACCAAGGCACCUGAGCCAAGUGUAAAAGAAACAACAGUGGUUAAGGAUACAGCUGCUAAAAUAAGUUUGCCCAAGCCUGAAGCAGUUAAGGUUGUUUUACCCAGUUUGAAUCCUGCUAAAUCCGACAGAAAACCUGAUAGCAUGGAACAGAAGAGAAGUCUUCCUGCUCCUGCAGUCAAGCCCAGGGCAAGCCAAACAAGCCAGGGCAAUGCAGUGCCAGAUGUUCUUGCCUGCAUGCUAAAAGACACAACAUCAGAGCACAAAGCUCAUCUAUUUGACCUAAAAUGCAAGAUAUGCACAGGCCAGAUGCAACCUAUGGAAGAGGAGGAACCUGCAAAGAAAAAAUCCAAGCUAUCUGUAUCCAGGGAUAAGCACGAACCAUCUUGGAGAAAGUCUGCAGGGGAUGACUCCCCACUUCUGGCGCCACCUGACUCUCCUGACAUGGAUUCUCCAGCAUCCAACCUAUUGGACCUUUCAUCCCAUUUCAAUAUUGAUUCUCCUGCACUGACUAUAGUGGAAUCACCUGCUUCUCCUAUAAUGGAUUCUCCAGCCUCCCCCACUUUAGAAUCUCCUGCUUCUCCUACCAUGGAGUCCCCUGCAUCCCCAACUCCAGAUACCUCUAAAGCUACUGCACCAAAAAGACCAUAUAUACCAGUUUUGGUUCCACCUGUUUCCACGGUAACCAUUACACAGCGUCGUGACCCCCGCACUGCAAACAGGUUCUCAGCUUCAUCUAGUAGCACCUUUGGUCCCAGUAACACAACUCAUAAACGGGCUGCUCCUUAUGCUCUUGUUAAAGAGAACAUUGCAUUGAACGUAGCAUCAUCACUACCACCAACCAAAACAGUACCUAAAUCCAUCUUAAUGAAGCCAUCUUCCACUGCUGAUCCCAGACUUUAUGGCCCACACUCGAGAACCGUGAUCUCUGAAUCCCCAGCUGAUGGUGAGACAGUUCAGUUCCUGGCAAAGCAGGAAAUACUGUGGAAGGGUUUUCUAAACAUGCUCACUGUAGCCAAGUUUGUCACCAAGGGAUAUCUGGUGUCAGGAUCUGCUGAAAAUCUUAAAGCGGAUCUACCUGACACUAUACAAAUUGGAGGACGAAUCAUGCCUCAAACAGUGUGGGACUACGUUGCAAAACUAAAGACCUCAGUUACAAAGGAGUUAUGUGUGAUCCGGUUUCACCCUGCAACAGAGGAAGAGGAGGUCGCCUAUGUCUCCCUUUUUUCCUAUUUCAGCAGCAGAGGUCGUUUCGGUGUGGUUGCCAAUAGCAGCCGUUCCAUCAAAGAUGUAUACCUUGUCCCACUCAGUGCAAAGGAACCAAUCCCAUCUAUACUACAACCUCUUGAAGGACCAGGACUUGAGAGAAACCGGCCCAAUCUCCUUCUUGGUCUAGCAAUCGUCCAGAAGGUCAAACGUCCAGGAAGUUUGCCACAGGAAAUGGAAGACAAAAGACCCAAAGUUCAUAUGUCCAAGGACCCUAUGUGGAUCCCAAAACCACCAGUCCUUUACGGAUCUGACAAAUUGGAGAUAUUCCAACCCUAUGAUCCAGAGACUCCUGCUAGUACCACCCCUCCUGGUUCACCAUCAUGCCCUGGGUCACCAACAGACUCUUCCUCCUCUAGCUCAGUCACCAUACCAUCUCUAUUAACUUCCGUUAAAGCAGCCCCUUCUGUUUCUACCUCAGCCACUAUUGCUGCAACACACUCCACCUUUAACAGCAGCUCUGAUAAAAAUCCCACUACUGCAUCCAGUGAUAAGACACCACUACAGACAAUCUUGAGUACCUUGUUUGGUAGUAAUCAGGCUGACUCCACUGUCUCUGAUGGAAGUUCUACAAAAACAACAGUAACUGCUAAGAAGAACCCAGUGCUUUCUGGAUCAGUGGUGGAUCCAAUUGUCCAACAGUAUGGACAGAAAACCAAAGCCAAGGAGAUUGAAGAUGAAAAUGACUUUGACCGACCAUAUGACCCAGAGGAAGAAUAUGAUCCAGCAAUGGGAUAUGCAACCGUUGCUCCACAGACCACAGAAAAAAUUAAAGCUGAUGCCCCAGCAUUAUCAAGCUUUGUGGAAGAUGAUGUGGCCUAUGAUCCAGAGGACGACACUAUCUUUGAAGAUAUUCAAAGUGAUACUCCUGUAGCAAAGCCCCCUGUUACAACUCAAACAUUUGAUUCUCCAUCAUGCCCAGCGACGGUUUCCACUUCUUCCCCAGCACAAACUUCUGCUCCAGUUGCAGUCAUGCCACACCUCCCUACAGGCACUGUGGUUAUCUCAGCUGCAACACUAAGUGAACAACAGAGGAUGCUUGAGGAACUCAAUAAGCAAAUUGAAGAGCAAAAACGGCAGUUAAAAGAGCAGGAGGAAGCACUACGUCAGCAGAGAGAGGCUGUGGGAAUGUUCAUGGCUCACUUUUCUGUUUCGGAUUCACUUAUGUCUCCCCCACAAAAAUCUUUGCCCCUUAACCAACUGUCCUCUCUGCAGAAAAGUAUUAUAAAAACGGAGUCAAAAUCUUCAGAAACAACAGACAAGGCCACCCCCCUUACAGAGACUGUGGACAAUUCAAAUUUGGAUUCACAAGCUGUGAAAGUAGAAGACGCAACACCUGUCAAAAAUUUAGGAAAUGAUACAGAUGGUGUUGCAAAGCAAGAUGAAACACAGAAAAGUGUGGAAUCUGACAAAUAUUCAUCUGCUGGAGAGAUUGAAGAUUCUGAUGUAGCUUAUGAUCCUGAGGAUGAAUCACUUUUCAAUGAAAUUCAAGAUGAUGUUUUUAAGGGGGGAACUGUAACAACUAUGGACUCUCUGUCUAGAGCAAGGUAUGGUGGCUCUCACAAGGGUAUGUCUCCAAAUUCAUACCACAGUAGAAAGCGAAGGUCAUCACCAAAAAAGCGGAGUCAUCGGGAAAGGGACCGCCACAGAAGUCCUUCAAGACAGUCACAGCAGCGUUCUCGUUCCCGGUCCCGAAGACGCCGAGAAAAGGAUAGACACAGAAAGAGUGAAAGAGACAGGUCAAGACACAGAGUUAGAGAUCCAUCUGAACGGCAGGGACGCCAUCGCAAAGAUCAUACCACACGCCGGCAUUCUCGUGGGCGUAGAAGAUCCCCAUCUUCUUCUAGAAAAACAGAAUCUGUGUCAGUUUCACCAAAACCGAACAGAGGACCCUUGCCUCAGGUCCCUGAGAAAUCAAAACAUGCAAGUGUUCCAUGCAGUUCUCUAGACUCUGCUGGACAAUUUGAAGAGAGUAACAUAUCACAUGUUACAAUCAAAAGUGAUCCAGAUGGACAAAAUUCAGAGUGUAAUCAUGUUGAGAGCUCUGAAAAACACUCACACGAACCUCUAUGUAAUGUGAAGCUUGAGAUUUCCGAACCACCAAAAUUUCAGGAGCUUCAAAAGAUUUCACUGAGUGACCAUGAUAUGACACAGCAAAAUAAACUUUAUAAACAGGACAAUUUGUUUCACAGCAAACUUGACAGUACAAUUCCUCUUAGAGAAAUUGAUCCACCUAUUCGAGAUUCUCCCCAAAGCCCAGAUCCAGAACCACAGUUUGUGAAACCUAGCAGCAUAGAAAAGCACGACUCUGUUAAAACUGAUGAAGUCAGCGAUUCAAGGGAAGAUAUUAGAGUCUUUGAAAAUAAUUGUUUGCCAAUUUGUGGUCAAGCAUUGGUGUCUGUUGGAGAUGUGAUCUCAAAUAUUAAAAGCAUGGAUUUUAGAGCAUUGAAUCUGCAAGCUUUUGGUGCCAAGGGACAAGGUCUGACAGAGACACAUAAUGAGACACUAGCAGACAAUCCUUGCUUCAAGCAUUCAGAAACAAAGGGUCAAGAGGGAGGAUAUUCAAAUCCAAGUACAAUCUUAGGAAUGAGAGAACAAGGUAUUCAACAUCAAAAUACUGUAAUAACUGGUUCAUGGCCAGCCUUGAGAGAUUCAGAAAUGAGGAGUGAAGCACAAGAUAGUAAAAAUGCUUGUGUGCCUUUUAUUUCUGGUGUAAAUGCAGAAAUAAAAUGCCCAAGUCCUGAUGUUAGACAAAAUAUUGUACCUACUGUUACAAAUUUGUAUAUGGGAGAGGCAAGCCUCCAGCGCGAAAGCCAAGUUAACAUCAUGAAGGGCCCUUUGUCUGACAGAUCUGCACCUGGUAAUGUUGGUCCAGGUCCAAGGGAUUCUUUAUCAGCUGUGUAUCAUCUAAAUACAGAUAUGAGGGGGCUGUUUAAAGUGGAUGAGAGAAACCAAAGUGUUAGUUCUCUGCAGGAAGGUUUACAGUGUCCAAAGACAAAUGAACAUAGAUCAGAGCCAGAAAACACAGAUAUCAGGAAAGAUGUGAUGAAAAUGGGAACAAAGCAGUCAUUUGGGGUUCCACAGGUAGAAGCUAUGGCUCCAGAUAGUAGUGGAGGUGGUAGAGGACAAAAAGAUAAAGAUGAAGGUCAGAUUUUUAGAUCUGAUGUAAGUGUUGGGAUGAGGGAGUCAAGUCCAUCCUUUAUGGGCUUAGGAAGACUUCCUAGGCAAUCAAGACAUGAUGGCAGUAUGGCUUUUGAAGAAAGGUGCCCCCGUAAAAGUACUCUUCAGCCACAUGACACAAAUGCAGACUUUGGCAAGCUUGGUGGCAGUCAUGCAGAUGCAGUCAAUUCAAACAUGUUGAAUUCAGAUUGGAGAGGUCAAGGACUAAGGGAUCUUGGUCCCGGGAUAAGGGGUCAGGGGAAUCAAAAUAAAGUUCUGGGUCAAAAUAUAAGUGAUCCAGAUUGGAAUGGCCCAGGAUCAGACAUAAGAGAUCAUUGGAGAGGCCUAGAUAGGAGAGGGUCAGAUUCAGUCAGGGAAGCGCCAGUGGUACGAGAUGAAUGGAGUGUCCAUCUGUCUGACAGAAGAGGUUCACACAUGGAAAGCCAGGGACCUUACACAGGAGGGAGUGGAGGCCCAGAAUUCGGACAACCAGUGGCUGAAAUGAGAGGUCCAAACAUGCAGUAUCCAAAGCUUAAUAGUGGAGGACCAGAGGACUCGCACCUCAUGGAAGGAGGACUUAAAAGGAUAGGCCCCAUUAUAGACAAUCAAGGACCUGACUUAGGAAUACCAGGGGCUUCAGAUUUUGUGGGACCAGAACCUAAAAGAAGUGUAGCCAUGGAGGUUGCUGGACCUGACAGAAGAGGUCCUGUGGGUCCACAUUUUAGAGGAUUAGGACCUGAGAGAAAAGGUCCACAUAUGGAGCAAAACGUACAUGACAUCAGGGGUCCUGGAGGUCCAGAUUUCAGGGGAACCUGGGGUGAAAGGAUGGGUCUGGAUAUGGCUGGUCCAGGGUCUGACAGUAGAGGUCCAGGAAUUGAAAGGAGAGAUUCCAUGGAGGAUCCUGGGACUAAUAGGAGAGGACCUGGGGGUCCAGAAUUUAAAGGACCAGGGCAUGAGAGGGGAAAUAUGUCUAUCGAAGGUCCUGGACAUGAGAAUAGACGACCUGGAGGUCCUGGGUUCAGGGGACCAGGACCUAUAGAAGGUUCUGGGCCUGAGAGAAGAGGACCUGGAGGUCCUGAUAUCAGCAGAUUAGGGUCUGAUUGUAGAGGUCUUGCUAUGGGGCCUGGCAGAGUUUCACAAGGUCCAGAUUUUAGUGGGCCAAUGCAUGAAAUACCAAGUUUUCCUAUGCAUAGCCAAGAGCCUGAAAGGAGAGGACCUGGAGAAAUAAACACAGGUGGACAGGGUCCUGACAGGAGAGGUUCACAUAUUGGUGUUGCUGGGUCUGAAAGAACUGGUCCAGGUGUGGGAGAUCUAGGGCCUCACAACAGAGGACGAGGUGGACCACAUUUCAGGGGUCGUGGAAAAGAAGUUGGGUAUCAAAAUAUGGAGAUUCCAGGGCCUCAUAGGAGGGGUCCAGAAUUUUGUGCACAGCGGUUGGAAAGGCCAGGUUCUGGUGUGGAUCCUGGGCCUGACAGAAUAGCUCUAGUAGGUCCAGACUACAGUGAAAGUGGUCCAGAAAAAAGAUAUCCAGAUACGGAGGGCUCAAGACCAGGAUGGAGAAAAUCACAUGGCCCUGAUUUCAGAGGUCCAGGCUACAAACAUGAAAGUUCAAAUACUGAAGAUCCAAGACAUGGGGGAAGGGAUGACUGGGUAGCAUGUGAACCUAUUCAAGAAAACCCAGAUUACCAUGCCCCAGAACCUGAUAGAUUGGGCCAGAGCUUUAGAGGUCGAAGGCCUAUGAGGAAAAACAUCAGAAGACCAGGGCCCGGCUUCUGGGGUUCUGCUCCUGAGACGAGAGGCCCAGACACAGAGGAACAAAGGUCAUAUCAAAGAAGGACAAAUAUAGAAUUCUUAGGACAAGACGGAGAAUGUUCAGUGGAUGACUGGGAAACAGAUGCUAGUAAAGGAUUUGGACCUAUCCAAGAGGGUCAAGAUGAACAGGACCAAGAAGAUAUUAGUCAAGGCCUAUUUAGUGAAUGGAGAGGCCCUGAAAGUAGUGGACCAGGUCCCAUGCAGAAUAGACCCAAUAUGUUAUUUCAAGGACCUUUAAGGGGUCGUAGACAUAACUGGAAUGCUCCUGGCAGCAGAAGUGCAGGGCCUGUUGAAGAAAAUCCAGAUAUGGUAUGCCCAGGGCCAAAUAGGGGAGGUCAUGGAAAUGAAUGGACAGAGCUUGAUAGAGAGGGUGCUGGGGAAUUUUUUACAGGAGAAAGAGAUCUAGACAAUAGAGGACAAGACAGGAAAGCAGGGCCAGGAUCACAUAUGCACAAUCAUCCAGAUAUGGGAAAUGACUGGAGGCCGCCAAGUGUCAGGGGGAAAAUGAGAGGGCCAAACACUGAAGGGCGUGGGGCUCUCAGAGGAGGUGAUAGAAGACCUCCAGCAGGUCGAGAUCUAGGACCCCCAGGACCUGCAAACAGAAAUCUAAGCAUUGAAGCUCCAAGGUGUGAUGGGAGAUUUUCAGAUAGUGGUGAUCUAAGAUCUGAAAGGCAUAAUGUAGAACCUGAAAAUCCUGAACCAGGUAGACAAGGAUUUGAUUUCAGAAGGGAAAGUAGAGGUCCAAAAAUGAGAAGUUUGGGGCCCAAUAAAACAGACAGCAGGGGACCAUCACCUCAGCGUUCAGAUUUUAGAAAUGGACCUGGUAGGUGGGAUGACAACACUAGGUCUGAGCCAGAUCCAAAUAUUGACAUGCAGGUGUCAGAUAUAAGGGGGGCAGGUUAUGUUAGUAGGGGCCCAAAUAUAAGGGGGAGAGAUCCCAGGCAGAGAGGUCAAACACCCAUUAAUGAAAGAAGAGGUCCUCAUCCCAUUGCAAGAUUCCAACAUCCUGGAGAUCCACAUUUGGCACAGUUUAAUAGGCCCCGUGGCCCAGGUCCAAAUAGCGGAGGAAAACCAUUCCCUGGUUUUGAAAACCCACAAAAUCAGCAAGCCAUAAGACCUCAAAGACACAGAGGUGCCUUACUUCCCACUCCAAAAGAAGGUCUCAUACGUUUCCCAAAAAUAUGAUUGCUUGGAUUUUGGCAUGAAACUAAAACACAUUUCCAACAGACAGAGCAGAGUAGAUGUAGGUAAAUUGAUAACAUGUAAAUAAUGGGUAAAACCUGCUUGUAAGAAAGAAGAAAGAAAAUAGCACACCUAAAGGUCCAGUCAUAAGGGAAGGAGAAACAAAGGAUAAGGUUGAUUUGGGGGAAAAAAAAAAAUGGUUUUCAGAAUAAAAACAAAAAAACAAUUAACCUCUAUUAUCAGUGUUGGAAAUUAAAGCAAUGGUGAGCCAGAUUAGUCACUGGGAAAAACAUGCAGACCUUUAAGGACCUAAAGCUGAAGAAUCAGACAUCUAAAAUUGCUUGCAUUGUUAGACUUGACAGAGAUACCUAAUCAUAAUGCCCAAUGAAUGUAUUUCUUUUCUCACUGAGAGUGACUACCCAUGUGCUUGUUAAAUUUUAAUAUGACAUACGGGCAAAGCCAUGCAAAAAAUCCAACUUUGUAACUUGAUAGAAAAGUGCUCAGAGAUGACCAUUUAAGUUUAUUGUGUUGUAGUUUUUCUGUUUUCAAAGUAGAUGCUUUUAUUAUUGUUUUUUGAUUAUCAGUAAAAGUCCUGCUAAAUCUAAUUUUCAGUUGUAAAUGUAACUUUAUUUGUAGCUUGACAAAGUCAUAAAUGUUUUGUACAGAAAAUGUACAGUUUUUCUGUGUUUUUUUUAAUAGCCAGUAUGGUAGCCCUCAUUUUCUUUUAUGAAGUUCUGUUGGUUAAAAAUGACCCGUUCCAUUUCUUUUAGAAUGCAAGAAGUCAAUAAAGUAACACACUUGAUAUGAAGUCUUAUUUUGUCACAUUUAGAUUGAUAGCUUAAAACCAGUUAAUUUAACAAGCAAAUCUCAUAUCAAAGAAAAGUGACAGUUUUACUACCUUUGUGGCAAUAAAUGAUUCUGAGACAUAAAAAUUGGAUUAUUUUAUUUAAAUACAAACUGCUAAAACUAUUUGGUGAAACAUUUCAGAUCUUCUGAUGACUGUAAAGAUUUCUCAUGACUCUGAGGUAAUAAUUGUUACUGGUUGUCUUGUAAAGUGGGCGCUGAUUCUCACACACACACACACACACACACACACACACACACACACACACACAAUGGAUUCAAACUUCAGGCAAUUAAGGUAAUACUUAAUUAGUUUUUACGUUUUUGAGGCCUCUUGCUGGGUAGUGUGGAAAUCACAAUAAGCGAAGGUGGGUCUACAUAUCUUCUGUAACCCUCCACAUGUGUAAAACUUGCAUUGCAGGAGUCUAGUUUAACUCAAGCAUUGUUACUACUCUUCUGUUGUUUUCUGUCAUUUUACUUAGAAUUAAUUUCUCUGUUUUCCAUAGUAGUGUGAUUCUCAGGUCUUAAGAGAUAAUAAAGUUUGAAUUGCAACUGGAAAUAAUCUUUUAUUUAAAAUAAAUAAGGAAGCCAUUACA